AUGUCCAGCAAGGCAGCUCUGAAGGCUGUCAGAACAGCAUUGGAUUCCAAAGAUUUUGAAGGAGCAGCUACGAAAGCAAACGAACUGGUCGAGCGCGACCCCACCAACUACCAUGCGCACGUUUUCCUAGGGCUUGCACAAGACAAGCUCGAAAAAAGUGACGAAGCGGAGAAGGCGUACCUCGCAGCAACUCGCAUCAAAGACAAUGACAAGACGGCUUGGCAAGGCCUGGUAAACUUGUAUGAAAAGCAGGGGAAUAAAAAGCUCGACGAGUAUCAAGCGGCAACUUUGAAGCUAGGAGAAAUAUUCGCAGAUGGCGACGAACGUGAGCGGUGUGUCGACGUUGUGGAUAAAUUCGUCAAGUUUGCUCGGAAAAGCGGUACUCGUACACAGCAGCGAAAGGCUUUACAUCUUCUGCUUCCGACAUGUCCCCUCUAUUCUUCUCUAGAAGGAAGAGUCCCGCAUCCCGCUGAUACCUUUUCGAGACUGAUUGAGAUCACCGAAGCGGAGGAGAAAGAGUUUAUAAACCGAGAAAUCGGCGAGAGGAGAACACGUCUUGGUGCAAAGAUUGACCAAGUUACUGCGGAAGUGAAGCGCGAGGCACUUUCCAACCAAGAUCUUGAUGCAUACUACACGGGACUUAUCAACUGGACUAGUGAUGACGAAGUCAGGCAUCGGUUUGAGGAGAAGCUUCUCCAAAGGGCAUACGAUUUGCUUCUGGUCCUACCGCAAGACCAGAAGUCAGAGAAGCGUGAAGCAGUGUUUCAGGGAGCACGUGACAUGGUCAUUAUCAAGUAUCCUUUUGAUCUAGCUUGGAAAAUUGUUCUCGAGUGGAACGAUGUUGAAGACCCUGCAGAGUGGGACGUUGGUGUUCUACGUGAAUUCACAGAAUUCUUUCCCGAAGAUGGAGUUAGCAAAGUGCUACAGGGCUUCUUGAGUAGUGAUCUUUCUCCAUUACCUUCGGAUACAGAGGUACAGCAGUCAGCUCAGGCCGACACCGACGAUGUGCAAAUGGCUGUAGAGGAUCGAUUGAUCCUCAUGUCAGAUGGUCUUGAGCACGCAUCCUCUUCGAUCAUAGCCCAUCGAAUUAUGGCUCAGCUUUAUGUGAAUCUCGACGAGCAUAUAAGUGCGGUAGAUGUCGCUCGAAAGGGCCUCUUGCUCGUAAAGGAUACGACCAGGAAAACAGGAGUGUCUCUUCGUCAAACCACGGAUGCUUUGAAUAUUACUCUAGGCACGGCACUAAUCUCAUACCAGUCGCCGCGGCAUCAUCCGGAAGCCAAGAGUAUAUUCGACAGCAUACUAAAGAGGAAGCCCACGAACACUCAUUGCUUGCUAGGCAUAGGCCUGGUACUGGAAGAAGACCAGGAAUAUGAAGAAGCUGUCGACUUUUUUAGUCGGGCUCUGCAACGGGAUCCGUCCAACACCAAAAUCCAAUCGGAGCUUGCUUGGUGCACGGCGCUCAAUGGCAAUCUUGAAUUCGGUCUGGAAAACCUACAGGCCGUUCUUGCGAGCAUAGAAGAGGCGGAAACACAGAAUCGUGAAUUCAAGUCAGAGGUUUUGUACCGCAUUGGUCGGUGCCAAUGGGACCUGGACCCUUCAAGUGCCGCUCGAAAGAAUCGAAAUGGUGCAUAUGCCAGCUUCAUUGGCUCUAUCCGGUCAAACAUGAACUUUGCUCCAGCUUAUACCAGUCUGGGGAUAUUCUAUGCAGACUAUAAGAAAGACAAAGCCAGGGCAAGGCGGUGUUUUCAUAAGGCCUUUGAGCUUUCCCCAUCUGAAAUAGAAGCAGCCGAACGGCUCGCAAAAGCUUUCGCUGAUAAGCAAGAGUGGGAUCUGGUUGAAGCCGUUGCCCAGCGAGUCGUUGAUUCUGGAAAAGCGAAGCCUGCCCCAGGGUCUAAACGCAAGGGUUACAGUUGGCCAUACGCAGCACUGGGAGUUGUACAGAUCAACAGACAGCAAUAUACCAAAAGCAUUGUGUCAUACCAGGCUACCCUACGGAUAUCUCCCGAUGAUUACCAUUCCUGGGUGGGACUCGGCGAAAGCUAUCACAAUUCUGGGAGGUAUAUUGCUGCUACCAAAGCAUUCGAACAUGCAGAGGAACUGGAAGCCAAUCUUCCCAAAUCAGAGAGUUCGAAUAUCUGGUUUUCUCGAUAUAUGCUUGCUAAUGUCAAGCGAGAGCUGGGCGAUUACGAAGAUGCGGUGGGUCGGUAUGAAGACGUGCUGGCAAUUCGACCCAACGAAUUUGGGGUUAUGGUUGCACUCCUGCAAACAUUAACGGAAAGCUCUUGGAAAAGCCUCGAUACUGGUCUAUUCAAUGAUGCAGCCAAAUCAGCUCGCAAGGCCUUGGACGUUGUUGCUGCCAUGGUGAAAGAGAGAUUCAAAGUGUUCAAUCUGUGGAAAGCAGUAGGUGACGCAUGCGCUAUUUUCUCUUACUUGAAGAACAAAUCAAGUUAUGUGUCUGUUCCCGACUUACUCUCCCUGCUAAGUACGGAGAUUGAAGGAGGCGCACUCGAUAUCAUCGUUGAUACGGACAACGUUGGAAGCAACUAUGCCACCUUACUCGACCCCGAAAACGAGGAUAUUUCGCCAUCAGAACGUUGUCUCUAUGCCUCCAUCUUGGCUUACAAGCGCGCAGUCUACGUAGCUGCCGAAGAUGUUCAUGGACAAGCAAUAUCUUGGUACAAUCUAGGAUGGGCUGAAUACAGGGCCUACAGGAGCAUUGAAAUUGGCAAAACAAAGAAAGACGCACGGCAAACCAAACGAUUCCUAAAAGCGGCCAUAAUAUGCUUUAAGCGAGCUAUUGAGCUAGAGGCAGGAAAUUCCGGAUUCUGGAACUCUUUGGGGGUCGUCACAUCAUCCCUCAGUCCCAAGGUGGCUCAGCAUGCUUUUGUUCGCAGUCUACACCUGAACGACCGGAGUGCUCAAAAUUGGACAAAUCUGGGCGCUUUCUACUUGAUCAAUGGUGACCUGCAACUAGCUAAUGAAGCUUUCACGCGAGGCCAAUCGGCUGACCCUGACUACGCCCAAGCUUGGCUCGGACAAGGGUUCCUUGCUCUUCUGUUUGGAGAUCCUUCUGAAGCGACAGCUCUAUUUGCGCACGCCUUUGAUAUUUCUACCUCGACAUCCACAAUUACCAAACAGCAGUAUACUCUUAGUCUGUUCGAUCAUCUCCUUGCGGAUGCAUCCAUGUCAAACGAAAUAUCGCAACUGAUUCGCCCAUUCUUUGCCCUCCAGCAGCUCCGUGUUCAGGAACCUUCUAACCUGGCUUUUGAGCAUCUUUUGGCUUUACUAGCAGAACGGAUAGGGGAAUACCAACAAGCGGAUGAUGCUUUGGGAGUUGUCUGCACAGGAGUGGAAGCGGAGUACGAAGUGACCGAGUCUGUGUCGUCUCUGACACACUUUGCUCUUGCCAACGCCGAUGCGGCUCGGAUACAUCUCGCGAAACAGGAGUAUGAGCAGUCUGCUGAAAAGGCAGAGACUGCUCUCACACUCUCCGAAGGGGAUGAAACGGAAAAUGCCGAUCUCGAGACUAUUGGCCGGCUCCGUCUGUCAGCGCAUCUCACGGCGGGCCUAGCAUAUUAUUACAUGAAAUCAAUGGACCAGGCUAUUGAUAGAUUCCGGGAUGCCCUUCAGGAAUCAAACAACGACCCGGACGUGACUUGUCUGCUCGCACAGGUACUGUGGGCCAAGGGCGGAAAAGAGGAGAGCAGUGUGGCUCGUGAGCAACUGUUCGAUAGCGUCGAGAAGCAUCCCGAUCAUGUCGGGUCUGUAACCCUGCUUGGUGUGAUUGCAUUGCUCGAUGCAGACGAAGAUGCGAUUGAGGCAGUGCAUGCUGAUCUUCAAAUGAUGAGGACUAAAGAUAACAUCGAAAUCCACGACCGUGCCAAAGUAGUCAAACUACUAACCGCUAUUUCUACCAUGGGUUUUUGCGCAAACUAG
Talaromyces rugulosus is the source of this 3936-nucleotide messenger RNA. RefSeq lists its product as uncharacterized. Gene Ontology annotation, cellular component: Ski complex. Bases 1 to 3936 code for a protein of 1311 amino acids. Gene Ontology annotation, molecular function: protein binding. The transcript has 3 exons. The record is from RefSeq and is a predicted model, not a curated record. NCBI's taxonomy places the organism in Eukaryota, Fungi, Ascomycota, Eurotiomycetes, Eurotiales, Trichocomaceae.